UUAGAAAGUUGCACACUACUUUUAACACUUUCAACAGACGAGAUUCUCUUCCAUCAAACGAAUUUGUAAGGAAAAUGGAUAUAAAAUCUCAUCAUCUCUUGCAUUUAAAAAAAGUAAAGUAAAUAAAUAUUAAACAACACAAAAGUCAGAACAAAAAUCGACUAAACCUUAUAAAACUAAAAAUGUUUAUGAAAAACAUGUUAUGGAUGUAAAUAUACUAUAUUAAAUAUUUUAUAUAAAGUGAAUUACAGAAAUAAAUAUAGAGGAAACUGAAGUUGACCAUUGUUAUGGACAAUUGUUUUAUAGAUAUCACGAUAGAGUUUCUGGGAGUAGCUUUUCACAACAUUUUGUACUACGUAUCUGUGUAUCCUAAUUACAUUUUUGAAACUAGAAGAAAAUAUAGUGUGGUAGUUUACCGUUCCAUUCAUCUAGAAGUAAACGAAUAUAUUGAUUUGUGUUUAAAGAGUGCGGCAAACUGUUUAAGAAACGGAGAUUUACAACGCAUAGAAUUUCUUGUUACCACGAGCUCAUAUGACGCUCUUCUUAAAUUUGUCUUUGAAAUAAAUAAAAUUGAUGAAUAUGAUCAGACUAAUGAUGCUUACUUGGUUCAGGCCGAGCAAAACAUGCGCGGCUUCUGUUUGUAUUUAACAACAUUGUGUGACAAGUUUAAGGGUUUACCUGAAGAUAAAAGUUUUAUGAUACUAUUACAUACCAAUGAGUCCUCUGCAGUGGCUUUGACUACAAACCCAAAUUCGGACCAAUUUCCUUUUGUUGAAACAGAAGAGAACACAGAGUUUGAUAAAAUUAUACCUAUAAGAAGAUUUUGUGUCCGAAAUUAUAAUUUAGAAAUGUUUGUUGAAGUUAAGUGACUAAAAGGGUAUAGGAUACACAAAGAUAAUAAUAAUGUAGUACGGUAAUUAAUAUACUUGGCAUUGAAGUCCCAUAAGCAGUGACUGUUACCAAACUUAGUUUAAAUAUUCUUUUGGGAUAUA
Pieris brassicae (large cabbage white) is the source of this 992-nucleotide messenger RNA. Its product is annotated as mitotic spindle assembly checkpoint protein MAD2B-like. Gene Ontology annotation, cellular component: zeta DNA polymerase complex. The transcript has a single exon. The record is from RefSeq and is a predicted model, not a curated record. The coding region runs from base 288 to 869 and encodes 193 amino acids. Lineage: Eukaryota; Metazoa; Arthropoda; Insecta; Lepidoptera; Pieridae.